Eruca vesicaria subsp. sativa (arugula) is the source of this 1735-nucleotide messenger RNA. NCBI's taxonomy places the organism in Eukaryota, Viridiplantae, Streptophyta, Magnoliopsida, Brassicales, Brassicaceae. The record is from the annotation of a GenBank genome assembly.
ACUUUUCCAACUCUAUAAAAUGGCCAACGAAAUCACAUUUACCCAUUACCAAAAAAAAUCGACAUUUGUCUUUGCGGAGUAGAGAAAGAAAAUGGCAUCUCAUGUCGUUUCCAAAGGUGAAAAACCGCACGUAGUUUGCGUGCCUUAUCCGGCUCAAGGCCACAUCAAUCCCAUGCUGAAAGUGGCUAAACUCCUCCACGCCAGAGGUUUUCACGUCACUUUCGUCAACACUGUCUACAAUCACAACCGUCUCCUUCGCUCCCGUGGGCCCCAUGCUGUCGAGGGGCUCCCUUCUUUCCGGUUUGAGUCAAUCCCUGACGGUCUACCGGAGACAGACGUGGACGUCACGCAGGACAUAACUGCCCUUUGUGAUUCCACCAUGAAGAACUGUCUUACUCCAUUCAAGGAGCUUCUCAAGCGGAUUAACGCCGAAAAUGAUGUUCCUCCGGUGAGCUGUAUUGUAUCUGACGGUUGUAUGAGUUUUACUCUUGAUGCUGCUGAGGAGCUUGGAGUCCCGGAAGUCCUGUUUUGGACCACUAGUGCUUCCUCCUUCAUGGCUUAUCUACACUUCUAUCUCUUCAUUGAAAAGGGUUUGGCUCCUAUAAAAGCUGAGGAUUACUUGACGAACGAGUACUUAGACACGGUGAUAGAUUUUAUACCGUCAAUGAAAAAUCUAAAAUUCAAGGACAUUCCUAGCUUCAUCCGUACCACCAAUCCUGAUGAUAUUAUGCUUAACUUUGCCCUACGCGAGACAGAGCGAUCCAAACGCGCUUCUGCUAUCAUUCUCAACACAUUUGAUGAUCUCGACCAUGAUAUCAUCCAGUCAAUGAAUUCAAUUUUACCUCCGGUUUAUCCAGUUGGACCGCUUCAUCUCUUAGCUAACCGGGAGACUGAAGAAGGCAGUGAACUUGGGAAGAUGGGAUCGAACUUAUGGAAAGAGGAGAUGGAAUGUUUGGAUUGGCUCGAUACUAAGGCUCCAAACAGCGUUAUUUAUGUUAACUUUGGGAGUAUUACGGUUAUAACUGCGAAGCAGCUCGCUGAGUUCGCUUGGGGGUUGGCGAGAAGUGGUAAGGAGUUUUUAUGGGUGAUACGGCCGGAUUUAGUAGCUGGAGAGGAGGCCAUAGUUCCGCCGGAGUUUUUGACGGAGACGGCAGACCGGAGGAUGUUGGUGGGUUGGUGUCCUCAAGAGAAAGUUAUUAACCACCAGGCAAUAGGAGGUUUCUUGACGCAUUGCGGGUGGAACUCGAUGGUAGAGAGUCUAUGUGGCGGUGUACCAAUGAUAUGUUGGCCGUUCUUUGCCGACCAGCAAACGAAUUGUAAGUACUGUUGUGAUGAGUGGGGAGUGGGGAUGGAGAUUGGGGGAGAUGUGAGGAGGGAGGAGAUUGAGAAGGUGAUUAGAGAGUUGAUGGAUGGUGAAAAGGGGAAGAAAAUGAGAGAGAAGGCCGAUGAGUGGCGGCGUUUAGCAGAGGCAGCUACUGAGCAUGAGAGUGGUUCCUCGGUUGUGAAUUUUGAGAAGGUUGUUAAGGUUCUUUUGGACAGGGAUCAGAGGGUUAAAUAAAACCUAAGAUGAUCACAAAAUGUGUUAUUAGUAUAGUGACUACCAUAUAUGUAUUGUUUUUCUUAUCUUGUGUAUUUUAAUGCUUGUUUUGUUUUUCUUAUCUUGUGUAUUUGAUGUUUGCCUAUUGGAUUGAUACAUGUUGAACUUUAUUGUUUGUGAUAAUUUCUUGUUUUCUAC